Molecule: messenger RNA, 1123 nt
Organism: Cynara cardunculus var. scolymus (artichoke)
Lineage: Eukaryota; Viridiplantae; Streptophyta; Magnoliopsida; Asterales; Asteraceae
Product: embryo-specific protein ATS3B-like
Exons: 3
Coding region: 336-863 (175 amino acids)
Molecular function (GO): protein binding
Source: RefSeq, a predicted model, not a curated record
UUUUUAAUACUAAUGCUUCAUAGCUUACUUGAUUUGAUCAAACGGCCUCUAUAUAAAUGGAGUGUCUGGCACAAUAUGACCACUUGCCACAAUAGAGUUUGGUAUUUUAUAAGUAGUAACUGUGCAUUUCGGUAAAAAUGGCUUCCUGUAAAUACCCACAGCUUUGGGGAUACUGAAGGUAAUUUGACUAGUCCUGCAAAGUGCCAGACCUCAAGAAAACACUAUAUAUCGGUACUUGGUGACGGAUUGAAAUUAGUGUCUCAGUACACUUGUCUAACCACACAGACUCUUAUAUCAGUAGAUACAUCGGUACCUUGAUAUUAGUUUCUCUAUACAUGCGCAACGACGCUAAUCGGUUCAGGCGAAAAAUGAUGAAAGCCGUGGGUUUUAUUUUGCUAUUUGCCCUAAUCUCCAUAUCAUCACAAGCAAGAUCAAUCAUCCAAAACCCCCAACCUAACCCUAUCUUCAAGCCCAAGACCAACUCUACGAAUCAUCAGAAUGCAAGAACCUGUUCAUUCACUGUAGAGAUCACGACGAGUUGUUCUUCCGUUCGAUACACUCGAGAUCAAAUCAGUAUCUCCUUCGGCGAUGCUUACGGCAAUCAGGUUUACGCACCGAGAAUAGACGAUCCGUCGAUCGGGACAUUCGAGCGGUGCUCCGGCGAUACGUUUGAGAUAUACGGUCCAUGUACGUAUCAGAUCUGCUAUUUGUACUUGUACAGAAGCGGAUACGAUGGUUGGAAGCCUGAGAGAGUAGACGUAUACGGGUAUAAUACGAGAGCCGUUUCUUUCUAUUAUAACGUUUGGAUUCCGGCGGAUAUUUGGUACGGAUUUGAUUACUGUUCAAGCUACGCGAUGCGUUAGUGGCAACGCAUCGCGUAUUUUUCUAAACAUCUUCUUAAAUAUCGUUUUAAGAAGAUUUUUAGAAAGAUUAGACGAAUAUAAUGUCACGAGUGAAAUAAAACUGUUAGGGAUGGUCACAAAAUAAUUUGUAAUGUCGUUGUGUACUUGUUAUGGUUUUUUGAUCUGGUUGCGGUGUUUUAUUAUGUUAAAUGUUGUUCUUGAUGUUUGCGUUGUUCGAAUAUGGUUAGCGGUAAUGUAUGGUUCGAUUUCGUUUGACAUUG